GGGUCACGCUAGAAACUGCAAUUGCUGGGACUUGUCAGGUGGCCUCUGAUCUCUCUCUCUCUCUUUUUCAUUCUCUCUCUUAUCAUUCUUCCUAGGAACGGACAUUCCUACUGACACCUGGUUGGACAGCUGUAGACAGUGCAUUGCUGAGGAAGCAAGCUCUUGGCUGUGAUAUUCCAUUGCAGUCAUGGCGCCUAAAAAGAAGAAUGUCAAAAAGAACAAAGGCGAUAUCAAUGAGAUGACUAUAAUUGUGGAAGAUGGCCCCCUAAGUAAACUAAAUGGCUUGAAUGGCUUCUUAGAUGGAGGGAAUGGCUUCAGCUGCAUCUCAGCUGAGGUUUCUGAUUCUUCUUAUAGCCCAAAUCUCUUGGAAGGGCUAAGCAGAAUGAGGCAGGAAAAUUUUCUUUGUGACUUGAUUAUUGGUACCAAAACCAAAUCCUUCAAUGUUCACAAGGUGGUGAUGGCUUCAUGCAGCGACUACUUUCAUAACAUCUUAAAGAAAGAUCCAUCUACUCAAAGAGUGGAUCUCAAUGAUGUAUCCCCAUUGGGCCUAGCCACUGUUAUCACCUAUGCUUACACUGGAAAGCUAACUCUUUCACUCUACACAAUAGGUAGUAUCAUUUCCACAGCAGUCUAUCUUCAGAUUCACACCCUUGUAAAGAUGUGCUCUGAUUUUUUGAUGCAAGAAAUCAAUGUGGAGAACUGCAUGUAUAUUGCCAAUAUUGCAGAGACAUAUGGACUAAAAAACACCAAGGAAGCAGCACAGAAAUUUAUUAGAGACAACUUCAUGGAGUUUUCAGAAACAGAUCAGUUCUUAAAACUUACUUUUGAUCAAAUCAAUGAACUCCUUGCAGAUGACGACUUGCAGUUGCCUUCUGAAAUUGCUGCAUUCCAGAUAGCAAUAAAAUGGCUGGAAUUUGACCAAAAAAGAGCAAAGUAUGCUGCAGAUCUCUUGGGCAACAUUCGUUUUGGUACAAUCUCUGCUCAAGACUUGGUCAAUUAUGUUCAAACUGUACCAAGAAUGAUGCAAGACACAGACUGCCACCGACUUCUAGUGGAUGCCAUGAACUACCAUUUGCUUCCAUAUAAUCAGAAUACACUGCAGUCUAGAAGAACAAGGAUUCGUGGAGGUUUCAGAGUCCUAGUUACUGUUGGAGGACGCCCAGCCUUAACAGAAAAGUCCCUUAGCAGAGACAUCUUAUACAGGGAUCCUGAUAAUGGAUGGAAGAAACUUACUGAAAUGCCUGCUAAAAGUUUUAAUCAGUGUGUGACUGUGAUGGAUGGAUUUCUCUAUGUGGCUGGUGGUGAAGACCAGAAUGAUGCCAGGAACCAGGCCAAGCAUGCUGUCAGCAAUUUCUGCAGAUAUGAUCCUCGUUUCAACACAUGGAUUCACCUGGCCAACAUGAAUCAGAAGCGCACCCAUUUUAGCCUGAAUGUAUUCAAUGGCCUCCUUUUUGCAGUGGGUGGUCGCAACUCUGAAGGGUGUCUAUCCUCAGUUGAAUGCUAUGUGCCUGCAGUUAACCAGUGGCAAAUGAAGGCACCACUGGAGGUAGCAAGGUGCUGUCAUGCCAGUGCAGUCAUAGAUGGUAGAAUCCUGGUCACAGGAGGUUACAUAAAUAAUGCUUACUCCCGCUCUGUGUGUAUGUAUGAUCCCAGCAAUGAUAGCUGGCAGGAUAAGUCCACCCUUAGCACUCCAAGAGGAUGGCACUGUGCUGUUUCCCUUGGGGAGAGGGUCUAUAUCAUGGGUGGGUCCCAACUGGGGGGUCGGGGUGAAAGGAUUGAUGUCCUCCCUGUUGAGUGCUACAAUCCUUAUGCUGGCCAGUGGAGCUAUGCUGCUCCCCUGCCAACUGGAGUGAGCACUGCAGGUGCUUCCACUCUUAAUGGGAAAAUUUACUUGGUGGGUGGCUGGAAUGAAAUAGAAAAGAAAUAUAAGAAGUGCAUUCAGUGCUAUAAUCCAGAUCUUAAUGAAUGGACUGAGGAAGAUGAGUUGCCUGAAGCCACAGUAGGAGUAUCUUGUUGUACUAUUGCCAUGCCCAAUAACAAAACCAGGGAAUCCAGGGCUAGCUCAGUAUCUUCUGUGCCAGUCAGUAUUUAAACAUUAUAAUUAGGUUUCAUCAAGAAUAAAUAAAAAACUUAUAUUUACACAGCUGUGUAGAGUUAACCCUUUAAGUAGCCUUCUCUGCUUAUGUGGGGUGGGAAAUUGCCAUUGUAAAAAUUUUAAUUUUACAAAACUGGCCAAUUUUCAUGAUCUUUAAAAUACAUGGUGUGAAACAACAUCUUUAAGAUACAGUAAAUUUACUUAGUGGGAAUAUAAUGUUGUACCACAGUUAGAACAGGGACUCAGUCCUAUCCCUAACUUUGCCACUGACUUGCUGUGUUACUUUUGGCAAAUCACUUAACUUCUCUCUUCCACAGUUUCCUCAUCUGU
This is a messenger RNA of Terrapene triunguis (Three-toed box turtle), 2425 nucleotides long. RefSeq names its product kelch like family member 31 (gene KLHL31). The coding region runs from base 188 to 2092 and encodes 634 amino acids. The transcript is spliced from 3 exons. Gene Ontology annotation, cellular component: cytoplasm; nucleus. Gene Ontology annotation, molecular function: protein binding. The record is from RefSeq and is a predicted model, not a curated record. NCBI's taxonomy places the organism in Eukaryota, Metazoa, Chordata, Testudines, Emydidae. Gene Ontology annotation, biological process: negative regulation of protein phosphorylation.